This is a messenger RNA of Staurois parvus, 341 nucleotides long. The record is from the annotation of a GenBank genome assembly. NCBI's taxonomy places the organism in Eukaryota, Metazoa, Chordata, Amphibia, Anura, Ranidae.
UCCCCACUCCUGGCAUAUCUAUGUACUGCGCUCCCUGCUCUGCAGUCCGGUCCGGUCUGCAGUCUGGUCCUAUCUGCUGUGCGCUCCCUGCCUUCUAUAUCCUGCCUUCUGUACUAUGUCCGCAGUCUCUGGUCAUCUCCUGUACUGUGUCCGCAGUCUCUGGUCAUCUCCUGUACUGUGUCCGCAGUCUCUGGUCAUCCCCUUUACUAUGUCCGCAGUUUCUGGUCAUCCCCUGUAGUAUGUCCGCAAUCUCUGGUCAUCUCCUGUACUGUCCGCAGUCUCUGGUCAUCUCCUGUACUAUGUUUGCAGUCUCUGGUCAUUUCCUGUACUAUGUCUGCAGU